Nelumbo nucifera (sacred lotus) is the source of this 2206-nucleotide messenger RNA. Its product is annotated as histone deacetylase 6-like. Gene Ontology annotation, biological process: epigenetic regulation of gene expression. Gene Ontology annotation, cellular component: nucleus. The record is from RefSeq and is a predicted model, not a curated record. Gene Ontology annotation, molecular function: histone deacetylase activity. NCBI's taxonomy places the organism in Eukaryota, Viridiplantae, Streptophyta, Magnoliopsida, Proteales, Nelumbonaceae.
UUUUUCGUUUUUUUUGACGAGCAUCUGGUUCUCCGCUACUCCGCUUCAGCCUUUAUGAAUAGCUCAUCCGAAUUCAGCCUAGUUGGAUCUUCAGCUGAGUUCCGAGUUAGCGAAUAAGCGCGCUGUAUGCCUGGAAGGCAAUCGCUUAACGAGUUACGUGCACUUAUAAAUACGACCCCCUCCAGACUCCCGCUCCGUCGUUGUUCCAUACUUUGCGAGUCGCGAGUUGUGAGGCUUUUGUCUUCUGAGAGAGAGAGAGAGAGAGAGAGAGAGAGACGAUGGAGAAUGCGUCGGGGAGCGCUUCUCUCCCAGGAGGGCCAGACGCGAAGAAGCGGAGGGUGUGCUACUUCUACGAGCCUUCAAUCGGAGACUACUACUACGGACAGGGCCACCCAAUGAAGCCCCAUCGGAUCCGUAUGGCUCACAACCUCAUAGUCCACUACUCUCUUCACCGUCGUAUGGAGGUCAACCGCCCUUAUCUUGCCGGUCCUGAUGACAUCCGCCGCUUCCACUCCGACGAUUACGUCGACUUCCUCGCAUCCGUAACACCCGAGACUCUCCACGACCACACACACGCCCGCCACCUCAAGCGCUUCAACGUCGGCGAGGACUGCCCCGUUUUCGACGGCUUGUUUGCCUUCUGUCAGGCGUCCGCCGGAGGAUCAAUUGGUGCCGCUGUUAAGUUGAACCGCGGGGAUGCAGAUAUUGCCUUGAAUUGGGCGGGUGGAUUGCAUCACGCGAAGAAGAGUGAGGCCUCUGGCUUCUGUUAUGUCAAUGAUAUCGUUCUGGGGAUUCUUGAGCUUCUCAAGGUGAACAGGCGUGUACUGUAUGUAGAUAUUGACAUUCAUCAUGGAGAUGGUGUUGAGGAGGCAUUUUUCACCACUGACAGGGUUAUGACAGUGUCUUUCCAUAAAUUUGGGGACUUCUUUCCUGGGACUGGGCAUCUUAAGGACAUUGGAGCAGGCCCUGGGAAGUAUUAUGCUCUCAAUGUCCCACUGAAUGAUGGAAUGGAUGAUGAGAGUUUUAGGGGACUAUUUCAGCCCAUCAUUCAAAAAGUCAUGGAAAUCUAUCAGCCAGAUGCAGUUGUUCUGCAGUGUGGUGCGGAUUCUUUAUCUGGUGACAGGUUAGGUUGCUUCAACUUGUCAGUGAAGGGCCAUGCAGACUGUCUUCGCUUUCUCAGAUCCUUUAAUGUCCCUCUGAUGGUCUUGGGCGGUGGAGGAUAUACAAUCCGUAAUGUUGCUCGUUGCUGGUGCUAUGAGACAGCAGUUGCUGUGGGGGUAGAACCUGACAAUAAACUUCCUUACAAUGAAUAUUAUGAGUACUUUGGCCCUGAUUAUACUCUCCAUAUUGAACCAAGCAACAUGGAGAAUCAAAACUCGCCAAAAGAUUUGGAAAGAAUGAGAAAUGUACUUUUGGGUCAGCUUUCAAGAAUACAGCAUGCUCCCAGUGUACAGUUUCAGGCACAACCUCCAAGUACCCAAGUUCCUGAGGAGGGAGAAGAUGUCAUGGAUCAAAGGUCAAAAUGUCGCAUUUGGAAUGGUGAAGACUAUGGGUCUGAAUCUGAAGAGGAUGAAAAGCCUCAACGUGAUAAAUCCGUCAUUGUUGAUCAGUCAAAGUCAAACUUGGGCGUCAGAGAUGUCAAAAUCGACACCAACGAGGAAAGAAAGUCAAUGGAAGAAUAGCCAUGCUCUCCAUGACAAUGGAUGGAACUCUGCAAAUGUUCAUACUUGCACUAAACGGGGGUCUUGUUGUACAACAUCAGUAGAUUACACAAUUAAUCAGAAGCAUCUCUUCGCCAGCUUAUUUUUACUUCGACAUUGAAUAAUGUUUUCACUUUUCAGACACAGGAGGUGGGAAAUAGACUUUUUAGCAAAUUAUUGUCACUGAUACAUUUUUUCAUCUAUACUUCUGUAGCUACAGUCACUACUUUUGGUAACACAGCUUCAGCAGCCAGAACUGCAUUGGUAUAAAAAAAAAAAAGAAAUACCAUUCACCUGGAUAGUUUCUUUAUUCUUUUUUUUUUUCUUUUUUCUUUGUACAAUGUGUAAAAGAAGGAUUUUACUUCUGUGAAAACGGAAAACCUGGCUUCUGUCAUCAUUUCUGUAGAGCAGAUUACAGUUCAAACUUGUAAGUUGUUACUGCACAUAUGUACUGGAACAGUUAGAGGUUCUCGGAUUUGGUUGGCUUGGAUGUUUCUUUUAGUUCU